Messenger RNA from Ricinus communis (castor bean), 2224 nucleotides. Its product is annotated as protein indeterminate-domain 5, chloroplastic. Gene Ontology annotation, molecular function: DNA-binding transcription factor activity. The transcript is spliced from 4 exons. Lineage: Eukaryota; Viridiplantae; Streptophyta; Magnoliopsida; Malpighiales; Euphorbiaceae. The coding region runs from base 287 to 1975 and encodes 562 amino acids. The record is from RefSeq and is a predicted model, not a curated record. Gene Ontology annotation, cellular component: nucleus.
UUUUAUGUAUAUAUAUAUAUAUAUUAUAAAAACAACAACAACAACAACUUCUACCAGAGAGAAAAAAAAAAAAAGGCGAAGAGAAGCGAAAUACGUCUAAAGAUUUGCUUGUUUUCUUCUCUUCAAUCUCCGGAUUGUAGCUGUCCCCUUUUAUACUUUUCUCUUGGUUCUUUGCGGGUUUUAACUUAAAUCUUUCUUCUUGGUUCCUUCUGGGUUUCUAUCUGGAUAUAUAGUCUUCCUAGGACUAUAUACAAGGCGAGAGUAAAGAGAGAUUCUUGAAAAGGAUAUGGCUGCUGCUUCAUCAUCUUCUCCUUUUUUCCGAGCUAGAGAGGAAAAUCACAACCAGAUGAUGCAACAAAAUUCAUCAACAACUACCACUUCAUCAACUGCUCCAGCAACAGCACCUCAGAAGAAAAAAAGAAAUCAACCUGGAACACCAUAUCCAGAUGCAGAGGUGAUAGCACUAUCUCCCAAGACCCUAAUGGCAACAAACAGGUUCAUAUGUGAAGUAUGCAACAAAGGGUUUCAAAGGGAGCAAAACUUACAGCUCCAUAGAAGAGGACAUAACCUACCUUGGAAGCUAAAGCAGAAGACAACAAAGGAAGUGAAGAGAAAGGUUUAUUUGUGCCCUGAGCCCACGUGCGUACACCACGACGCAUCUAGGGCUCUCGGUGACCUUACUGGCAUCAAGAAACACUAUUCAAGAAAACAUGGUGAGAAGAAAUGGAAGUGUGAGAAAUGUUCAAAGAGGUACGCUGUUCAAUCUGAUUGGAAAGCCCAUUCUAAGACUUGUGGCACUCGAGAGUACAGAUGUGACUGUGGCACUCUCUUCUCAAGGCGUGAUAGUUUCAUUACUCAUAGAGCAUUCUGUGAUGCACUAGCUCAAGAGAGUGCGAGGCAUCCUACUGGCUUAAACACCAUAGGAUCUCAUCUCUAUGGAAAUAAUCACAUGAGCUUAGGCUUAUCUCAAGUUGGUUCCCCAAUUUCCUCAUUGCAAGAUCAGAACCAUUCAUCUAGUAAUCUGUUGCGUCUAGGCAGCGCUGGUGCGGCAAAAUUCGAGCACAUAAUCCCUCCAUCUAAUUCAACAUCCUUGCCAACGAUGCCCGCAUCUGCCUUCUUCAUGUCAGAUGCGAACCAAGGUUCAUUUUCGAAUAAACCUUUACAUGGACUAAUGCAGCUUCCUGAUCUUCAAAGCGCUACCAACAACUCCUCAGCGGCUACGAAUCUCUUCAACCUAAGUUUCUUUUCGAAUAAUAGUCCUGGCAAUCGAAUAAGUAACAGCGAUAAUGGCAAUUCAAGCACCGCGGCCACCAACUUGGUGAAUUCUGGUUUCUUGAGUCCUAAUCCAUUCAAUGGUGGAAAUGGAGGCCAAGGAUCUACAAUUUUCGCGAAUAAUAUGGGUGAUCCUGUUGGCUCAGGUAUUCCUUCUCUUUAUAGCAAUUCAAUGCAACAAGAGAACAUCACUCCCCACAUGUCUGCAACUGCUUUGCUCCAAAAAGCUGCUCAAAUGGGUUCAACUACAAGCAGCAAUAACAAUUCUACUUUGCUAAGAGGCCUAGGAAGCUCUUCAUCAACCGGUAACAAAUCUGAUAGGUCGCCUCUUGUGUCUGCCAACUUCGGUAGCAGUUUUGGCAAUGCAAAAAUAGGAGAUCAUCACCAUCAAGGUCUAGGGACACAAAUUGAAAGUGAAAACCAACUCCAAGGAUUGAUGAAUUCUCUUGCUAAUGGGGGCUCUUCCAUUUUUGGAGGCGGACACGGGCAGGAUAACGGCUUUGGUGGGUUUACAAGCAGUGGAAUAUCAUUGGAACAGCCUCAUAAUAGCACGAGUUUUAGCAAUGUAGAUGAGGCAAAUAAACUGACUUUGGAUUUUCUAGGUGUUGGUGGUAUGGUAAGAAACAUUGGAGGUCAACAUGGUAUCAAUUUAAGUGCCUUGGACACAGAAAUAAAGUCAGCACAAGCAAAUAAACCAUUUUGAAAAAGGCAACAAGAGGAUUGCAGAGAAGAAACCAAAGCGGAAGUGGUAGUUUAGGUAUGUGCAUGCAUGUUUGAAUAUUUAGGAAGGAAAUUUCUUUUUCCUUUUUCUUUUUUCACUGAGGCUUUGUUGCUAUAACUACUGCCUCAAGGACUAAAUUUCUUUUUUCCAAUUGCUGUCUUUAUAUGUGUUUGUGAACGUAGUAGCUUUAGAGGGAAUCAAUCUAAAACAUCCUCUCCCUUUCAAAACCAA